Molecule: messenger RNA, 1647 nt
Organism: Vicia villosa (hairy vetch)
Lineage: Eukaryota; Viridiplantae; Streptophyta; Magnoliopsida; Fabales; Fabaceae
Exons: 6
Coding region: 194-1372 (392 amino acids)
Molecular function (GO): lipid binding
Source: RefSeq, a predicted model, not a curated record
AUACACCUCUUUUUUCUGACUCAUCCUUUACUUUUCAUAUUUAUCUCAUUCUCUCUCUUUCUCAUCCAUUGCUUCCGAUUCUUCCACUUCCAACAACAACAACAACAACUGUAAUCGCUGUGCUUUCACGCUUAUUCUUUUUCGAUUCCACCGAGGAAAAACUAGUAGUAACAAUUUUGUUCAUUCUAACAGCAUGUUUCAUAAUUUUACGGUUGUUGUUAUGGACAUUUUGGGAAAUGUUUUUGGUUUCAUAGCUCCGUUGUGGAUUGCGGUUAUCUUUGGGGUUGUUGUUGGUUGGGCUUGGAAACCUAAAUGGGCUAUUGAACCGAAUAGUUAUGAUUGGAAUGGUUUGUUCAAGUUUCGGGUUCCUUGGGGUAGUGAUUCGGAGCUUCAGAAUCAACCCGGGUUUUCCGAUAGUUCUGGUGGCUCUUCGGAAAGUGAAAAGGGGUUGAGGUGUUUAGUGACGGAAGGUGAUUUGCAGAAUUUGUGUAAGUUGGUUGAGGAGAAAGAUGGUGGACCUGCUUGGAUUCAGAUGAUGGAUCGUUCUACUCCAACCAUGAGUUAUCAAGCUUGGCGGAGGGACCCAGAGAGUGGACCGCCACAGUAUCGCAGUAGAACGACGUUUGAAGAUGCGACUCCUGAAAUGGUUAGGGAUUUUUUUUGGGAUGAUGAGUAUCGGCUGAGGUGGGACGAUAUGCUUAUACAUGCUUCAACUAUUCAAGAGUGUGAGGUCACUGGUACAAUGAUUGUGCAGUGGGUGCGCAAGUUUCCCUUCUUUUGCAGUGAUAGAGAAUAUAUCAUAGGUCGUCGAAUUUGGAAUGCAGAGCGGAAUUACUACUGUGUCACUAAGGGAGUGCCUUGUUCCUCUGUGCCAAGGCAGAGCAAACCUAAACGAGUAGACCUUUAUUAUUCAAGCUAUUGUAUUCGUGCAGUUAAAUCAAGAAAAGAUGACCAGCGGGCUUCAUGUGAAAUUUUAUUGUUUCACCAUGAAGAUAUGGGCAUACCCUGGGAAAUUGCUAAACUUGGAGUUCGUCAGGGUAUGUGGGGAGCUGUCCAGAAGUUUGAUCCCGGACUACGUGCAUAUAAAAAAGAAAGGGAUUCCGGUGCUCCGUUGUCCCGAAGUGCUAAAAACGCAAAAGUCCACACCAAAGUAACUACCGACUAUGUGAGAUCUUUGGAAGACUCAACCAGUAAUUUGUUGGAGAUUGAAAAUCAUGAUUCUUCUGACAAACCAACGGGGAGAAACAUACCUAAGCUUCUAGUUGUUGGCGGAGCCAUUGCUCUUGCCUGCACUCUUGAUCAAGGGCUAGUGACUAAGGCAGUUAUAUUCGGAAUAGCUAGAAGAUUUGGAAAAUUCGGAAGGAGGUUGUGACAUGUGAGACACUUUAUAUGUUUUUUUGUCGAGAAAAUACUGGCCAUGUAAUUUGUGGCAAUAGAGUUAGAAAUUGAAAUGUGACUUUCUUGCCUUAAAUAACUGUUAUCUCUGUAUCUAGUUGGCAGCCAUGGUUCAUGAGAAAUGAUAUAAUUCUUUUCUCUAUUUGUUUGAAGAUACAAUGCAGCUUUUAAGUGGAAAUUUGGACAUUGUAUAUUAGCCAUUGAAGACCCUUGUGCUGCAUGAAUAAUAUUCAGGUUUUUCUUGAUUCAGAA